This is a messenger RNA of Mustela erminea (ermine), 1919 nucleotides long. RefSeq names its product CDK5 regulatory subunit associated protein 1 (gene CDK5RAP1). Gene Ontology annotation, biological process: tRNA modification; negative regulation of cyclin-dependent protein serine/threonine kinase activity. Lineage: Eukaryota; Metazoa; Chordata; Mammalia; Carnivora; Mustelidae. Gene Ontology annotation, cellular component: mitochondrion; cytosol. The record is from RefSeq and is a predicted model, not a curated record. Gene Ontology annotation, molecular function: 4 iron, 4 sulfur cluster binding; tRNA-2-methylthio-N(6)-dimethylallyladenosine(37) synthase activity.
ACAGAGGUGGGGGCCCUUGGCUUCCGUAUCCUGGCUCUUGCUCAGGACCUGCAGGGCAUGUAGUAGUGUUCCCAGCACUGCAUGUCCGAGUGUAGAGAGGCAGCAGGAAGAUGGAAUUCGGAAGGAUUUCAGCUCCAGGCUUGCCAGUGGGCCGAUUUCAGCAUUUUUUAAGAAGAGCGUCAGCUCCUCAAGAGGAACCAGACAUGGAGGACCCUCCCCCCUAUCUCACAGUGGAUGAACUUCUAGGGAAGCAAAGGAAAGUCUACCUGGAGACCUAUGGCUGCCAGAUGAACGUGAAUGACACAGAGAUAGCCUGGUCUAUCCUACAGAAGAGUGGCUACUUGCGGACCAGGAACCUCCAAGAGGCUGAUGUGAUCCUCCUUGUCACAUGUUCUAUCAGGGAGAAGGCUGAGCAGACCAUCUGGAAUCGUUUACAUCAGCUUAAAGCCCUGAAGACAAAACGGCUCCGCUCUCGAGUACCUCUGAGGAUUGGGAUUCUAGGCUGCAUGGCUGAGAGAUUGAAGGAGGAGAUUCUCAACAGGGAGAAAAUGGUGGAUAUUUUGGCCGGUCCAGAUGCCUACCGGGACCUUCCUCGUCUGCUGGCUGUUGCCGAUUCAGGCCAACAAGCUGCCAACGUGCUGCUCUCUCUGGAUGAGACCUAUGCCGAUGUCAUGCCAGUCCAGACAAGCCCCAGUGCUACUUCAGCCUUUGUGUCUAUCAUGCGAGGCUGUGACAACAUGUGCAGCUACUGCAUUGUUCCUUUCACACGUGGCCGGGAGAGGAGUCGGCCUGUUGCUUCCAUUCUAGAGGAAGUGAGGAAGCUUUCAGAGCAGGGGCUGAAAGAAGUGACACUUCUUGGUCAGAAUGUUAAUAGUUUUCGGGACAGUUCAGAGGUCCAAUUCAACAAUGCUGUGUCUACUAACCUCAGCCGUGGCUUUUCUACCAACUAUAAACCCAAGCAAGGGGGCCUUCGUUUUGCUCACCUUCUGGAUCAGGUCUCCAGAGUAGAUCCUGAAAUGAGGAUCCGUUUUACCUCUCCCCACCCCAAAGACUUUCCUGAUGAGGUUCUACAGCUGAUUCAUGAGAGAGACAACAUCUGUAAACAGAUUCAUCUACCAGCCCAGAGUGGAAGCAGUCGUGUAUUGGAGGCUAUGCGGAGGGGAUAUUCAAGAGAAGCUUACAUGGAGUUAAUUCAUCAUAUCAGAGAAUCUAUCCCAGGGGUGAGCCUCAGCAGUGAUUUCAUUGCUGGCUUUUGUGGUGAGACGGAGGAAGAUCACCUCCAGACGGUGUCUUUGCUUCGGGAAGUUCAGUACAACAUGGGCUUCCUUUUUGCUUACAGUAUGAGACAGAAGACCCGGGCAUAUCACAGGCUGAAAGACGAUGUCCCAGAAGAGGUAAAAUUAAGGCGUUUGGAGGAACUUAUUACUGUCUUUCGAGAAGAAGCAACGAAAGCCAACAUGGCCUCUGUGGGUUGUACCCAGCUAGUCCUGGUGGAAGGGCACAGUAAACGCUCUGCUUCUGAUCUGUGUGGCCGGAAUGAUGGAAACCUUAAAGUGAUCUUCCCUGAUGUAGAGAUGGAGGAUGUUAAUAACUCCGAGGUCAGGGUCAGAGCUCAGCCGGGGGACUAUGUGCUGGUGAAGAUCACGUCCACCAGCUCUCAGACGCUUAAAGGACAUGUUCUCUGCAGGACCACCCUGAAGGACUCCUCAGCAUAUUGCUGACCUGAGCGGAUGGCCUUAGGGUUGACAUGUGCUGUCCUUGCCGACAGGAAAGGAGAUUUGACUGGUCACUCGUGAAAGCGAUAACAAGGCUCUGGAGACAAACUGCAAGUGGUGAAGCAACUGUAUGUCCGAUGGGAAAUGUGUCUCUUUGCUGCUAUGUGAACAGCUUUUACAGCCAUUAAAUUUACGGAAAGUAAA